This is a messenger RNA of Theobroma umbraticum, 1464 nucleotides long. Its product is annotated as Translation elongation factor EF1B/ribosomal protein S6 family protein. The record is from RefSeq and is a predicted model, not a curated record. Gene Ontology annotation, molecular function: structural constituent of ribosome; small ribosomal subunit rRNA binding. Gene Ontology annotation, cellular component: ribosome; small ribosomal subunit. Lineage: Eukaryota; Viridiplantae; Streptophyta; Magnoliopsida; Malvales; Malvaceae. Gene Ontology annotation, biological process: translation.
AAAAGACAGAGAAUUGAAUGAAGUAUCGAAGGGCAAAACCUUGGGAAACUCUUGGUGCGACGCAUUGUUCAACUCUAGAACCAAAUACGUUCAAGUUCAAUGCAAUCAAUGUCCACGGAUGACGCUAGGAGCGUAAUUGAGGAGAAAUUUCUUCUUCUUUCUUUGCCAAAGGCUCGGGGGAUGUCAACAAUGUACGAUGUUCAGGCCAAUCUAAGCCCACUGAAGAUGCUAAUGUCAAGUAGAUUCAACCAAUUAGUUUGUAGUAGUGGGCAACUAAACACGCAAGAAAUGGCCCAACCCAAUGUUUUUUAUCCAUCGAUAUUAAAGGGAAAGACACAUAACUAGCGAACCGUGAUGUCGUCCUGUUUCUGCACUCACUCAAUUCCUGUAAUGGAGUCACUCCUACAGUACCCUGCAAAAGUUGUUGCUCCGAGGCUUCGAAAACUGAAAACUGGAAGUGGGUUCUUCGGAAACCAGAGCUCUUUCUUGAAAUUACCGCAAGAGAACUCUUAUCUUGGUCGUAGAAAGCGUUUAAUUGUGGAGGCAAAGAAGAACAAGAACAAGGACGAAAAGCACGACAGUCACAGUUUCAUCCCCAAACCAGAUGAGACCACUGGGUUUUUCCCUGAAGCUGUCCUUCUGAAGGAGAAGAAAGUUCAGGAAGAUGGUAGACUUCUCCCUGAGUUUGCUGAUGAUGAAGAACAAGAGUUAUAUGAAUCUCUCAACCUUCAGCUGCAAAGUGCAUUGAACGUUGAACGCGUGCGCCACUAUGAGGUUGUUUAUUUGAUUCAUGAGAAGCAUGCAGAAGAGGUUGGAAGUGUCAAUGAGAAAGUUCAAGAUUUCUUGAGGGAGAAGAGAGGCAGGUUAUGGAGAUUGAAUGAUUGGGGCCUUCGAAGACUAGCAUACAAGAUAAGGAAGGCUAAGAAUGCCCACUACAUCUUGAUGAACUUUGAGUUGGAAGCUAGAUGGAUUAAUGAGUUUAAGACCAUGUUAGAUAAAGAUGAAAGAGUCAUUCGGCAUUUGGUGAUAAAAAGAGAUGAGGCAAUCACUGAGGAUUGUCCGCCUCCACCUGAGUGGCACACUCUUCGUGCAGGUGGAGAUGAUUAUGAUGAAGAAGAAGAUGAUGCAGCAGAUUACGAUGAUGUGUAUGAAGUCGAAGAUGAUGAAGACCUCACAGAGGAUUGGGAUGGAGAGGAUGAUUUGGAUAUCUUUGAAGACAAUGAUGUUGAAGAUGGUAUCUUUGCUGGAAAAGAUGAUGACAUAGAAGAUUUGAAUGGUAAAUCGGCUAGUGUAGCUAAUACAGGUAAACGAAAUCAUAAAGCUGAGAAACUUGCUAGAUAGGUACUUUAGUCUGUACACCUUUUUGUAUUUGGGUUUGAGGGCCAUUCUUGGAAGGUUUGCAUUGUAGCUUUAUGAAAUUUCAUGACUGUUAAGUAUGAAAUGAAGAAAUUAUAUUGAUAUUAA